AGAGAGGACGCUACCACAUACUGCAACUUGAAUGAUGUACGGCUGGUGCAGAUGCGCAUCGGACGGUAGAAUCUACCCUCCUACGAGUACAAGGUGACCACAAGAUAGUAUCGAUUUACAAAGUGUUGUAUUGCAGUCGUGAAUAGCUUUUAAAUACUAACUACUUGAGAGAAGAGAUCAUGUUGGCCUUUCACAACGAGCAUAUUGCCAGCUGCGCUUUCCUGACAUACUUCAGUCCGGAGAGCUCCGCUACACCUGCGACAUCGCCCACGACGGCGGCCCAAACGUCGCUCUAUAAUGACAAGCAAUCGAUAACAGGGGUUGCCCACCCUUGCGGCGCUUUAAGCGUGCGGCGCAUGCGCUUGCAGCAACAUCCGCCCCAGCAACAGCAACAUGCGCUGCAGCGGCAAUCCUUUGGUUUUCCAUACCCACGACUGGGGUUGACCCAGCGCCUGCAGCUGCAACGCCAUCAGCAGCAGCAAUCACACCCAAAUCAGCGUGAAUUUGGCAAAACUCAGGCCAUUUGCUAA
This is a messenger RNA of Drosophila kikkawai, 530 nucleotides long. RefSeq lists its product as uncharacterized. The record is from RefSeq and is a predicted model, not a curated record. NCBI's taxonomy places the organism in Eukaryota, Metazoa, Arthropoda, Insecta, Diptera, Drosophilidae.